Messenger RNA from Salvelinus sp. IW2-2015, 681 nucleotides. Its product is annotated as CUGBP Elav-like family member 4. Gene Ontology annotation, molecular function: mRNA binding. The record is from RefSeq and is a predicted model, not a curated record. Lineage: Eukaryota; Metazoa; Chordata; Actinopteri; Salmoniformes; Salmonidae. Gene Ontology annotation, cellular component: nucleus.
ACAGGGAGAAAGAAACAGAUUGAGAACGGGAAGAGGAAUGAAAAUACAUCAAACAUAAAUAAAGCGAAAUCAAAGCAAUAGGAUAGAUUGAGAGAAAGGAGUAAGAAGAAGAGAGAAACUGUGUAAAAAGGGAGAGGGACAGGGAGAGAGAAAGAAGAUAAAAAAUAAAGUAGGGGGAGUUUGCAGUUGACUUGAGAGAGAGGGAAAGGGAGAAAGGGAGAGAGAGAGCGAGAGAGAGACCAGCCGCCGGCCCAUUUAGGAAAGAUGGCUACAGUCACUGCAAACGGAGUGCAGCAAGAGAAUGGAUUCAGCACCACGAACAGCGCCGGCAGGAUGAACGGACUCAUGAUCGGUCAGAACACCAUUCCAAUGAAGGACCACGACGCCAUCAAGCUGUUUAUCGGACAGAUUCCCAGAAACCUGGAGGAGAAAGAUCUGAAGCCCCUUUUUGAGGAAUUCGGAAAGAUAUACGAACUCACUGUGCUGAAAGACAGGUUUACGGGAAUGCAUAAAGGAUGUGCCUUUUUAACAUACUGCGCCAGAGAGUCAGCACUGAAGGCCCAGAGCGCCCUCCAUGAACAGAAGACUCUGCCAGGGAGCCUCUGGGCAUCCAUCCUGGUCCCUAGGGAGGGAGGCAGGGGAGAGGUGGAUGGGGCUGGGGGCUUCUCUGUGGCGGGUUAA